Tyto alba (common barn owl) is the source of this 3750-nucleotide messenger RNA. It is a transcript of the gene CCNL2, whose product is annotated as cyclin L2. The transcript has 7 exons. The coding region runs from base 1824 to 2729 and encodes 301 amino acids. NCBI's taxonomy places the organism in Eukaryota, Metazoa, Chordata, Aves, Strigiformes, Tytonidae. Gene Ontology annotation, biological process: regulation of transcription by RNA polymerase II. The record is from RefSeq and is a predicted model, not a curated record. Gene Ontology annotation, cellular component: nucleus. Gene Ontology annotation, molecular function: cyclin-dependent protein serine/threonine kinase regulator activity.
ACUAAGACUUCUCCUCUGCUGCCCAAGCGCUAUGGUGCAGGGAUAGCUGCCGUCUUCAGUCAAACCAAAGCAGGCUCUACAAAGAGAAGGCUGACUCUAGACAGUUAGAAAACAUUUGAGUACGUGUGUGAAGCUUGGAGUCAAAUGUAAUACUUGGAGGAACUUCCUGCUACCAGAUUUCUCAGUACCAUUGCAUGAAGUACUCGAAUGUGAGUUAUGGACUACUCAUUACCAGUUUUCUACUUGUUAUGAAAGGAGGGGCAGGUGAGGAGGAGGGAGGAAAUUACCCCCAUUGAGAAAUGGUUCAGAUGUUAAAAUAACAUAUUUGUGUGCUGAUGCUUGUUGCUUCCAGUACCUGAAAAGUAGUGGAUACCCAAUAUAAUUGUUUUCUGAAAUGUGUGUUUUUACAACAUUACCUUUUUCUUAAAAUACUGUGGCAAGGAUUCAUUUCCCCAUGUGUCUGAUUCUGAGCCCACAGGGAAAAUAUGCAGAGUCCAAACUUGGAAGCAGGAAUGUUUUUCAGUUUGGCAAAUUAGAAAAAGGCUGUAUGACUUCCAGAUGUUCGAAGUGCCCCUUUUCUUUAUCACUACUUUUGCCAAAAGGUUUGUGCUCUCUUUGUGGUGGGACAAGAAAAGCAGAUUUUGAAGUUCUGUUCUCCCAGAAAGAAGAGCUGAUGUUUAACGUUGCCUCUCUGGGGUAACAGUUGCUCUAUGUAUAAACUGGAAUGAAAGACAACAGGGGCAGGUGGGAGUUAAGUGCUUUUGGGAUCCAAGUUCCUUUUGUCUGUCCUGUGUAAACUGGUUACAGGUGCCUUGACUGUGUUCUCUGGUUUGGAUGUCUUGGGGGUUAGUGAAUCCUUGUAUGAUGGGUACCCACGUGGUUAAUUACUACUUUCAGAAAGCGUAUUAUUUUGAGAAUUUUCUAUUGAGUGUGGUUUUAGCCUUACUCUAUCUAAUGCUUUGCUUGACAUAUGUGCUCAAAAUCUUUUAAGCACAUCAGCUGGCAGAUUCAGAGGAAGUUAUUGUGUAUAUUUAAGAUUUAGAAGAAUAAUGCUUAAGUGUACUGACUGGAAUAUAUGUAAUAUUUUACAGUUUUCUCAUUCUGUGAAUAUUCAUUUUAAGCAACCUUACUGAAAUGGGACAGUUUGGAAACCAUAUUUCAUGUGCCAAAGAGGAGAUCUGCCUGAAUACUGAGUAUUCUCCUGAAUUGAUGUUCCCAAACACCCCGAUUUCUUCUAUGGCUGCUUUUUGCAUCAAAAAGAAUUCUGGUCUGGAUGGAAAGUAAUGCUUCUGGAGGAAAAAGGACCCCUUAAAUCUCUUGUGGAAGCUGAUGCGUAUGGAAGUGGACUGCAUUUUCAUGGGAGGACUACUACAGGAGCUGCACAUUUCAGCAAACCAUCUGGGUUCAGCCCUAUUGCAGAGAAACAUGUGAACCUAAAAGUCUAUAACUGAGUAUUUCAGAUUAUAUUGUAUGUUGUCUUGAUGAAAAUAACUUGUCUAUUGCAUGAGAGCAGGCCAGUAGAGAUCCAGAAGGAAAAGUGAAGUUAAAAUUGGUUCUCUUUUCACAACUGAAUUUUCAGCAGCCAGUCAGUCAAUCAAACUUAAUUUCUGUCACACAUCUCUCCCCUUGUGGGAAUUUUUUUUUUUUUUUGUAGUAACAUUAUUCAACUUUCCUUUAGAUUUACAGGAGUAUAAUGUUGAAGUCUAGUAACUGAAUGCAGAAAGAAAUAGUUCUUGUAGAAGUAAAAACAAAAACCCAAAAAACCACCGAACAACUUUGCAGUGCCAUGUAACUUUGUUGAUAUCCUGUCUUUCAGGAAUUACAUGAAUGAUAGCUUGAGAACAGAUGUCUUUGUAAGAUUCCAGCCAGAGAGCAUUGCUUGUGCAUGUAUUUACCUCGCAGCCAGGACGCUGGAGAUUCCACUUCCUAAUCGUCCACACUGGUUUUUACUCUUUGGUGCAACAGAGGAAGAAAUUCAAGAAAUCUGCUUAAAGAUUUUGCAACUUUAUACUCGGAAAAAGGUUGAUUUAUCUGAUCUGGAAAGUAAAGUAGAAAAGAAGAAAUUAGCUAUUGAAGAGGCAAAAGCACAAGCUAAAGGUCUGGUACCUGAGGGAGCACCAAGUUUAGAUAACACAUCAGGAUUUUCCCCUAUCCCAAAAAAUGAGUCUCCAAAAGAGGUUAAAGGAAAUAAACCUUCACCGCUACCUGUUCAGGCAAUGAAGAAUGCUAAAAGGAAAACAGAGGGAGCAAAAAGAAUGAGUUCCAAUAGUCCAGUAAAUGGCAUUCAGAAGGGAAGAGAAAGCAGAAGUCGAAGUGGAAGUCGAGAUCAAAGUUAUUCAAGAUCACCAUCCAGAUCUGCAUCCCCUAAGCACAGGAAAAGUGAAAGUUACUCCACAUCAAGCGGUUCCAAGUCCCACAGCCGUUCUAGGAGCCGCAGUGACUCUCCUCCAAGACAGUUCAACCACAGUUCUAGCUACAAAGGUUCCAAGGUGAGAAGUUACAAGAAAUCAAAAGACUACAAAUACUCAACACACAAACCACGGAAAUCACGCAGCAGGAGUUCCUCACGUUCCAGGAGCCGAUCCCGGGAGCGCUCUGACCAUUCGGGGAAGUACAAGAAGAAGAGUCACUACUAUAGAAAUCACAGGCAUGAGCGUUCGCGCUCCUAUGAGCGGGCGAGUCAUCGCUAUGACCGAGACCAUCCUGGCCACAGUAGACACAGGCGAUGAAUAAAGCAAAAAAGUUCUUUCCUUUGGAAUUUAAGCAGUGGAGCUCCUUCCGCAUUUGGUCUUUGCAGCAUAGGGUUAACUCUGGCUUGUAAACCACCUAGCUUGAGUAAUGUCCACUCUGCUGGCAAUUCUGUACUUACUAUCAUGAAUCCAAAGGAAAGAUACUAACAGGACGGGAUGAUGUGAAAGCCUGAAUCUGAUAGAUGUCUUGGUGACUGUUCUGCUGGAGGGUGGUCACCUAGUAACACUGCAGAACUUGUCUCUGGAUGCUCCUAUGCCUGCUCUUUAGUAAUUUUGCGUACCGUAGUGCAGUGGAGUGGGACUUGGGACUUCCAGUUCUGCAAGCAGGAUGUCCAUUGCUCAGCCGCUGGCAUACUGUGCUGAACAGUCCUUCCCUGUGGAACUAGAAGGCUCAAGACAGUUCAUAAAACCCAUUGGAGUGGCUUGGUGCUAACAAAGCUGUCUUUUCAUACUGACUCAGACUAUGUUGUACAAAUGUAAGGUGACUUUUUUUAGAACUGUUGCCUAUAUUAGGUUAUAUAUGUGUAUAUAUAUUUUGCAGUGUUACAGUACAGUAUGGGAAUACGGCCUUACUAGCCUUUACACUUUAUCCACAAUGUAAAUAAGCAUUUGUUUAAUACAGUGGAAGAUAUAUACAGAAAAUUCAAAACUUGAAUUCUAUCAAAAGACUUGUGUAGAAAAUUCUGAUAAAUGUGAAAGUAUUUAGCUCUGUGUAUUGAGAGUAGUAUAUUUUUAUCUGUGCAAUGCUGUGUGCAGGCCACCAGCUCAUAAGACAUUUCCUAUAUAUACAUUUUAAGUGGUUUGAAAUUCUUUACUCAGGAUCUUUGACACUCUGAAGAAUUAGUAGUUUGUCAAUCUGCAUGCUUGUUGAAGAACAGAGCAUUUAAAAAAAAAAAAAUAGCAAAAACCCCACAGCCCAGUAGUAUCAGUUCUAAUGGUAUAUCUGAGCUGUUACUCUCAUGCUCCCUAAUUGCAUUAAAGUAUUUGAUUUUCUAUUACA